Messenger RNA from Puccinia triticina, 729 nucleotides. RefSeq lists its product as uncharacterized. Bases 1 to 729 code for a protein of 242 amino acids. NCBI's taxonomy places the organism in Eukaryota, Fungi, Basidiomycota, Pucciniomycetes, Pucciniales, Pucciniaceae. The transcript has 2 exons. The record is from RefSeq and is a predicted model, not a curated record.
AUGUUGGUCACCGUUCCCUUCACCAGCUUAGUUGCCCUCGUCAGCUGUGCCUCGGUUCUCAGUGCACCGGGAGCAGUUCAGGAGUCUACCCCUUACACUCUUUUCCGAAGACAAGUCAAUCCAGCCAGCCAGAAUGGAAUGAAGAACAUGACGAUGCAGGCCGCUGGAAACGGCGCGCCCAAGAUGGCCAUGGGAUCCCAAAUGACAUCGAAUGGCUCGCCGGUCCAGAUGACUGAUCUAGAGAAGGAGAACAUGGAAGCAGCGGAGGAGAACAAGCCGGGACUGAACACGAUUGCCAACGCGAUGAACGAGCUCUACUUCCACGACAAGUACGGAUCGCAGCGAAACGACCCGGCCUUAUUGUUGAAGAUGGCCGGCCAAGCGGCGGGCAGUGCGGGGAAGAGCGGCGAUCCGGAGAUCGUCGGGAAGGCGGUUCUUGCCACCUUCGGGCCUUACAACCAAGGCAAGCCGUCCGCCAUAAGCGCCUCGCCCAUCGCCGCGCUCAACAAGAACACUGCCGGAAUGGAGGAAACCCCUUCCCUCAAGACCGUCGCACAUUCCCUCCACGAGGCUUGGGAGAAGGUUAUGCUCAUGAACCCCAAGCCGGACAACGCCCAGAUCAUCCCCGUCUUCUGUCAGGCGAUUGCCACUAGCUCCGUCUCUGGUGAUCCAGUCGCGGUAUCAAAAGCUAUCGAUGCUGCCUACGCUAAGAUGGCUGGAAUCCAGUAA